Messenger RNA from Heterostelium album PN500, 918 nucleotides. RefSeq lists its product as uncharacterized. The record is from RefSeq and is a predicted model, not a curated record. Lineage: Eukaryota; Evosea; Eumycetozoa; Acytosteliales; Acytosteliaceae. The transcript has 7 exons. Bases 1 to 918 code for a protein of 305 amino acids.
AUGGUAUGCCAAAGAGAAGAAAGAGAACAACCAGAAUCACGUGAAGCCAGACGUAUCGAAAGGGAAGAAAGAAAGAAAGAGAGGGCAGCUUUACGUGCUGAAAAGAGGGCUAAGAAAUCAGAGAGGGCUGAAAGGGGAUCUGAAAGGGGAAACAAUCGUUCUUCUGAGAGGGUUAAGGAUAACACUACAAUCAUUGAAGGGGUUCAAAAUAUUGAACUGGACAAGAAAUCGGAACCAAAGGAAAAGGUAUUGGAGAAGCAUUCAAAGAGAUCAAAAGAGAGAUAUGAAAAGAAUUCCAUUCGAAAGUUAAUCAAUCAAGUAUUAAAGGGAUAUGAGAAGGGUUCCAGUAUUACAGUUGAAGAUAUCCUUAACAAAUCUAUUGAUCUCCAAACUCAGAAGAUUAGAACUUAUUUCAAAAAUGAUUUCCAUAAUCAAUUCUUUUGUUUGUUAUUAUUCUACUUUUUGAAUGUAAAAAACUUAGCUGAUAUAUAUAUGAAUUUUUACAAGGUUACCCAAGAUAAUCAAUAUUUUAACAAUGAGAUACAAGUAACUCUUAAUGGUCGUGAAACCAAAAGAAAGAUGGAUCAACCAUUAUUUGGAGAGCAAAGAAAGCAAACACAGGUUUACGUUGUUUACAUAUUACAACCAUCAUUUGAUUUGAAAAUGUUGGUUUUUUCAUUGGCAAUUGGUGUAUUUUUUGGAAUUAAACAACCCAGAGAUUUCGUUUUAGUUGUCACACUGCUUGUUAUAUUGAUCUCAACUGGUUUGUUGGUACGUUGGUGGAGAGACAGAGAUGAUGUCAUCCAUCCAAAAUUCAAAUACUUGUUAGCACUUCUCAUUUUAUCGACCAUUCUCGCUGGUAUCUCUGUUAAUAUUUACGCAUGGCAAAAGGCACCUCUUCCACAACCAAAAUGGUAA